This is a messenger RNA of Xylona heveae TC161, 626 nucleotides long. RefSeq lists its product as hypothetical. Gene Ontology annotation, cellular component: ribosome; mitochondrion. The record is from RefSeq and is a predicted model, not a curated record. NCBI's taxonomy places the organism in Eukaryota, Fungi, Ascomycota, Xylonomycetes, Xylonales, Xylonaceae. Gene Ontology annotation, molecular function: structural constituent of ribosome. The transcript is spliced from 3 exons. Gene Ontology annotation, biological process: translation. The coding region runs from base 46 to 222 and encodes 58 amino acids.
GAGUGCAACGCAUCCUCUUUUCGCCGCGAGCGCAAAGCACCCAAGAUGGCGAAGAAAGGCAAAUCUCAUACUAUUGCGGUGCGGCUGCUCUCCAUGGCCAAGACCGGAUACUACCUUACGUUGCGCCGCGCCAGACAGCAUCGUCCGCUGAGUAUGCUGAAGUAUGAUCCUGUCGUGCGGAAGAAGGUCUUGUUUCUCGAGCAAAAGCGCGGCGGAAAAUAAGUUUUCGAAUGUCGAUAUAUUUAUACGUUGCAGAAACGAACGGAGACCGGAUUGAUUCAAGGUCGCCAGGCCGUAUAUAAAUUCGAAAAAACGACAGCUGAAAAAGUCGGACGUAUUCAAGCGCGAGCAUUGGGCAUUUCGCAUGUAUCAUAGACGGAGUUUUUAUCACUGGAUGGCAUCCAAAGAGGUUUUUGUUCGCAAAUUCGGUUUACAGAAGGAGAUGCUGCGCUAGACUCAUCUCUGUUCAAUUUAAGGGAUUUUUACAUACUCGCUUGAAAAUGUUGAAGCACUGAAUACACGGACUUUUGGUGUGCGAAAUACUUCAUUGCGAUAUCACUAAAUUGAGCUAAACUACGUGCCAUUGACAAGCAAUUCUAGAGAGCCAACAUUUGCUAAUUUGGGAG